This is a messenger RNA of Heteronotia binoei (common prickly gecko), 6342 nucleotides long. RefSeq names its product solute carrier family 45 member 3 (gene SLC45A3). The coding region runs from base 416 to 2164 and encodes 582 amino acids. The transcript has 6 exons. The record is from RefSeq and is a predicted model, not a curated record. Gene Ontology annotation, molecular function: sucrose:proton symporter activity. Gene Ontology annotation, biological process: transmembrane transport. Gene Ontology annotation, cellular component: membrane. NCBI's taxonomy places the organism in Eukaryota, Metazoa, Chordata, Lepidosauria, Squamata, Gekkonidae.
CGCUGGCUGGGACUGACUGUCCACGAACUCUCUCCUCACCGCGGUGGCCGAAAGGAAGACGUGCAGCCACAGCGGCGCUCGGGAGCGAGACGUGCGGGUUGCUGCGCCCUUUUCCCCAGAUUAACAUGGCUACCCCACUGGAAACUGAAGCACUCCAUGACUCUUUGUUUUUUGCAUUUCUGUGAAGAAACUAGUAAUCUUACAGCAGUGUUCCACCCAGUCAUCCUGAAUACGAAUGUGAAGCACAAGAAAGAGUCUGGAAUGUUCCUCUUGCUGUUCUGAGCCCAAACUGUGUAUCGGUUUGACCAGCAUAACAGUCGUGACUCAGUACUGGCUUAAAAAUGGCCACCAAGCACUUGCCUGUGAGACUUGGAAGAAGACACAGGACUACGAUAUCUCAUUUUGGAUCAUCUUGAUGAAAAUGUUGUUGGCUUGGCACAGUUUUCUGAUGCUGAGGUGCAAGGGUGGCAUGGCUCAGAAAGCCUGGGUCAGCAUGCUGUUUCAGAACCGUAAAGCCCAACUAUUGUUGGUCAACUCACUGACUUUUGGCUUGGAAGUCUGUCUAGCUGCAGGUGUCACCUAUGUGCCACCCCUAUUGUUGGAAGUUGGGGUGGAAGAAAAGUUCAUGACUAUGGUUCUGGGGAUUGGUCCUGUUCUAGGUCUGCUGUUUGUGUCUCUCAUUGGCUCUGCCAGCGACCACUGGCGCAGUAGCUAUGGCCGCCGCCGGCCUUUUAUCUGGGUCCUGUGUCUAGGAGUUUUGCUGAGUCUUCUGAUCAUUCCUCAUUCUCAUCAUCUGGCUAGCCUUAUUACUUUGAACACCCGCUCCUUGGAGAUUGCCUUUCUUAUAAUGGGCAUUGGCCUGCUUGACUUCUGUGGCCAAGUCUGCUUCACCCCUCUGGAGGCUCUUCUCUCUGAUCUCUUCCAGGAGCCAGACAACUGUCGGCAGGCUUUCUCCAUGUAUUCCCUUAUGAUCAGCCUUGGUGGUUGCAUUGGAUACCUGCUGCCGGCAAUCAACUGGGACAGUAGUUUCCUGGCUCCUUACCUGGGGGGACAAGAAGAAUGCCUCUUCAGCCUCCUCACCCUCAUCUUUCUCAGCUGUGUCUUAGCCACUGCCUUUGUGACUGAGGAGGUGGUAACCCAGACUGAAGUGCUGGCAAGUCCUGCUAUGAAGGAUUCCUCCAUGCCCCCUUCCCUUAGCUGCUGCUUUUGCUGGGUUCCAAAGAGCUUUCUGAAGGUCCGGCAUUUGGUCCAGGCAUUUAGGAAUCUUUGUGCCUUGGCUCCACACCUGCACGGACUGUGCUGCCAUAUCCCCAAGGUGAUCUGGCAGCUUUUUGUGGCUGAGCUGUGCAGCUGGAUGGCCCUCAUGACAUUCAUGCUGUUCUACACGGACUUUGUUGGGGAAGGGCUGUACCAAGGAGUUCCCAGAGCUGAGCCGGGCACAGAAGCCAGACGAAACUAUGAUGAAGGUAUUCGGAUGGGCAGCUUGGGCCUCUUUCUCCAGUGCGUUAUAUCCAUCUUCUUCUCAACAAUCAUGGACCGGAUGGUGAAGCAGUUUGGGACACGAAUGGUCUACCUCGCCAGUGUGGCCUUUUUCCCACUGACUGCCUUCAUCAUGUGCUUUUCACAGAGUGUCAUCAUUGUCACUGUUUCUGCUGCUUUGACGGGCUUCCCCUUCUCAGUGCUGCAGAUCCUGCCAUACACACUGGCAUCACUUUAUCAUCAUGAAAAGCAGAUCUUUUUGCCGAAGUACAAAAGUAAAGAAGAAGAUACAACUCAACUGGACAAGAAGGCUGGCUUCCUCAAAAGUCACCUUUCUGCCCAAAAACUGACCUACCAGAAUGGACAUGGUGGGACCCUCUUUUCUCCUCCUGUGGCUGGCUCUGCUCUUUGUGUCAGCUCACCUUGCGAGGUCUCACUCAGGACGAUGGUAGGAGAAACAGAUGCUGCAGCUGCAAGCCGGGGCAUCUGUUCAGACCUGGCCAUCUUGGACAGUGCCUUCCUUCUCUCUCAGGUCAUACCCUCCCUCCUUCUGGGUUCAGUUGUUCAGUUCACACAGUCGGUCACUGCUUAUAUGGCAUCUGCUGCUGGCUUUGGGCUCGUGGCCAUUUACUUUGCAACCAAAGUUGUCUUUGACAAGAGUGAUAUGGCCAAGUAUUCAGUAUAGGAAGGGUGGGGAGAAAGACUAUGAGAAAAAUUGUGCACAUUGUAAUGGGUAAUGUAGAACAGUCAACAAGGCACAUACGGCCUUCUUUCUCUCUUCCCGGCUGGGUUGCAAUGAGACCUGUGCAAAAACUCUGACGGGAAAGAGAAUGCUGAGCUGAUCUCAGGGUAUCAAAUGAAAGGGAGCCUGGUACUGUGUCCUUUGUUUCUCCAUGAUGCCUUCAUCAAAGUGCCUCUGUUCAAAAGCCUACCAAAGGGGCUUGCAGGAAAGGCCAGCUUGUCAGGCUAUUCCAGUGUUAGCUUUGUCCACCUGUGUGGGAGGAGAGUGACACUCUGCAGAAGGCAUGAAGGAUGGAUCAGAGCUGUUACCCUCCCUCCUUAUUGGCAUUGCCUUUUUACUGUUGGUCUUCAUUUUUGGUCUAAGCUAUGCUCUACAUAUCACACCUUUUUAUGUCUUUUUGUGAACUGGAAAAACACAGGGGAAGGAGGCCAAGUUGGCGCACUUGCCCUUUUUGAAGGGAUGAAGCAAUGACCCACACCCCUUUAUCCAUCCCAGGAUAUACUGCAAGUCAAGAUCAUGGUGGUAUGAAUAUACUGGGUAGAGCUGUGCAAGAGGGGGGCUUGUUUAGGAGAGGAUGCUGUGGUUGAGCUGGCAGGAACUCUGCAGUGGCACGAUGGAAAUGAAAAGCUUGGUCCUGAUCUGAUACUCUUUUCCCAUAAAUGCCCUAAACAGAGCUUGCAGUUAGUGCAAACAGAGAGGCUUAUGUAAGUACAAGCUGUAGAACAUGCCUCUCUGGAGACUUGGCUUUAAGUGACUGACUGGCACAAACAAAUGACAGAACCUUCCACUGUAUGGUACUGAAAAGAAUCCUUAGUGUACCAGCUGGGUACAAAUACUUGCAUGCAUCCCUCCUCUCCUGCCAAAGUGAUGUGGCCAAUUUGUCUGUGCUGAAGGGAUUGAUGGGGGGAAAAGACAACCCUUGUCCUUCUGUAUACGACAAGGAUGGGCUCCAAGCUGUGUUUUUCUACAUGUGAUCCAGCUUUUCUGCCACCCAAAUAGACCACCAGAGGCACUCCUCCUGCCAGGUAAAUGUGGCAAAGCGUUUUGCUCUUUUUAAAAUCUUUUUUCUGCAAAGCAGUUUUUAAUGAGCCAUAUUAUAGCUAGCAGCUAUUCACUCAGCAGCAUGCAGAGCAGCUGUUUCUAAGGCAGAGUGUAGACUUGGCAUACCCAAUACAGAAAAAAGUUCAGGGUGCACUGAAUUAUAGGACUGCAAGGACACACCAGCAAACUGAGUCCAGCCUUCUUUCCCCAUGGCAAGAAUUCUUUAUUUGAUGCCACAAAUUAUAUUGUUCUGUAGCUGUAAUGAUAAAUUCCUUCAUGUUUUGAGCCUUUGGGUCAUUAUCUAGAUGACUCCUUAGAGCUGAAGGGAUGGGAAGACUGUGCAAUCCAGUUCCUUUUGCCAGCAUAAAACCUACAGUGCUCUGCAAUCCUGACAGAUUAUCUUGGUGCUGUAUAGACUGUAGUAAAUCACAGGCAACAAGCAUGAAAGCCAAGAGGAUCAUACCAUAGGGAAAAUACUCUUAUUCAGUGGUGAGUAUGCUUGAGGGAAAACCCCCUAUCAGAGCUAAAGACAACUCACUCACACUCUCUGAGACCAUGUAGGAUGACUGCUAAAGCCUGCAAUAGGGGAAGUGGCCCAUAAGGCUUUCCCAAUAGAUGGAUUUGUUGGCCUUUAGCCACAGGCUGUUAACCCUAACAGAAUUCAUAGCCUCUGACUUUGUACACUGUUGAGGUUUUAGAGGAAGAAACAACCCAGUUUCUGAUAUGGAGUCUUCAUUCCUAGAAGCUACAAUUAAGGCCUUGGGUUAAAAUACCCUCCUAGAUCUUUCUAGUCCUGGGAUAAUCCAGGGCUGCUUGUCUAAGAAUCAGAAGGAAGUGACAGCAUUGAAGUGAAAUGAAUAUUCAGGUACAGCUUUCAAAAGGUUGCAUAUUGUAGUCUCUCGGAAGUCAUUUGCAUGGGAUUCUACACUCCUGUUGGUUCUCUUGGAAGUGCUGCCUUUAACAGGCCUAGACAUCAGCCAAGGCGUGAAUGCAACAACUCCACAGAUUUCUUCUCUUUCCCAUGAUUGCCUAUAAAUUUAGCAUGCAAGUCUCCAACAAGCCUAAGGCACUCCACCACAAAAGCCCCAGCCUCUUGCUGUGUCAUGGCUUCGAUCAGUUCCUGUAAGAGGUAGAAAAUCCUGUGUGUGAAACAAGUGCAGCUAGUUUCCGACACCUUGGUGUGAUGUCAUGGGUGGCGGCGGCUAUAUUUUAUAUUUUCAGAGAGCCAAGCAAGUUGAAUGCCUGGGGCCCUAACUUGCUUCUAAAAGCAUUUGCCAGUUCUGUGUACUAUUUUAAUGCAACGGGUGGCUUCGCUAUAGAUCUUCAUGCUUUCUCUUGUGCAGCUUUGGGAGCUUUCUGCUGUUGCUUGAUUGGGUGGGAGAGAUUUGCUGGUAGUUAUAUAUUUUUUAUGUAAAAGAUUUUUCUGCCAACUUGGGUCUCCUGCAACUAGGAAGACAAAAGGUGCACAAUACAGUACAUGUAGUCAUUUGUAUCUCAUUUGCUUCUUGUGAAGACUUCCUUUCUAUAAAGGGAAAGGCCUAUUUUUUAGGCCAGGGUUUCCUGGAGCUUCUUUAACUUGGGUAGACCAAGUUAGAGCUAUUCUACUCCCAACAAGCCUAGGUCAAGUAUCUGCUUCAGUGUGUUGGGAAUAUAUGUAUAUAUCCCAUGGCUGCAUAUAAAAAUAUGUGGAUAAAUGUCACUCCCUGUUUUCUUGCUUAGCACAAGGACCUGACUUUCCACUGGGGGUGGGGUGGGGGGCGGAAUAGGGGAAACAGUGGAGCACCUUCCCCCCACUUGUCUUGUAACAGCAGUGGCUCACUCCUAGCACUUCUGAUUUACCCAUCCCACAGCUCUUGUGUGACUCUUGAAGGGGAUCCUGAUAUGCUACUUGAGAACCCAUGUCUGGUCCUCUAAGGAAGAGUCCAUGCAAUGAAGUAACAGAAAUGUCAAUCAAUCUCAGGUCAUAGGUGUGUGCAAGACCCACUUUCUGUGGCUGCCACAUCCCUUCCUUUCCUAGGGAAAUACUUUUACCUAUCUGGCAAAUAAGGACAGCAGCAGUGUUUGAAAACUGCCAUGAAUACCAGAACAAAUCAGGCUUCAGGGUUUUUUUGGGGGGGUGGGGGUGGGAAUUAUGUAUUACAGGUGGGAUCUAAUUAUACAAAUAUACAGGUUAGCACGUUGAAGAAAUGAGAUGCUAAUGACACUGAAAGAAAUUGUAAGGCUUGGAUGCUGAGGCCAAUUGUAGCAGCUGAGCAGAAUGUGUACAGCUCAAGAGCCAAAAGUCUAUGUAGCCUAUCCAGGUGGCCUGCAGCUGCAAAGACAAUCCUUAAAAGUAUCUGAACAAGCAUUCCAGGCACAGGGAGGUACUCGGGGUAGGAGCAUGCUACAUGUUACUUUGGAAAUGUACAGUCAGUCCUAGGUGUGAGCCUCUGCAUUUCUUUGUUUCUCAUGAGCAAUGAAACUGUUGGUUGUAUGGAUGGAGAAGAUUUAGCUAAAGCUUAAAUUUAAUUGAGCCAUUCUUAAUUUGAUUUUUUUUAAACCUCAAAUUGAAGCAGGAAAAAUAAUGCCAUUCCAGUUGUUCUUUGUAACUCUGCUCACUAUUGCUGCGCCAGGUGUUCAGCAGUAUCCACAAGUACUCAUUACCCAGCAUGCAGCCUGCUCUGUGCCAGUGUUUUUUUCUUGCACCACAGACAAGCCAGUGAAGAAUCAGACACUGGGCAUAAUGGAUGAAUACAGAGUCCAAUUAGCUCAGUUACAAUGGCUACCAUGUCACAGGCUCUCUUCACUUUUAAUAAGUUUUGUUAGCUAGCGUCUUUCAUCCUUUUCCAUUUCACUCUCCUCAGGCAGCUCUAUUUUAAGGGAACUCGUUGAACUUUUGGCUAGAGAUUGGAUGGUGCUUUUACUUCUCUGCAAGAGAUUCUUUUGAACCAGUUGGUCUAGAGGAAGGAGAUUUCACUGCUGUUUUUAUUCUUUAAAAGUAAAACACUGUCUACAAUUGUGUGUUUUUAUUUAUUUAGGGAAGUAAAUAUUUUGUACAUUUUAUUGUGCAAGGAAUAUUAAAGUCUAUUAAGGAAUAAAAA